Mercenaria mercenaria is the source of this 4236-nucleotide messenger RNA. Its product is annotated as DNA replication factor Cdt1-like. The coding region runs from base 42 to 2141 and encodes 699 amino acids. Gene Ontology annotation, cellular component: nucleus. NCBI's taxonomy places the organism in Eukaryota, Metazoa, Mollusca, Bivalvia, Venerida, Veneridae. The transcript has 9 exons. Gene Ontology annotation, biological process: DNA replication checkpoint signaling; regulation of DNA-templated DNA replication initiation; mitotic cell cycle. The record is from RefSeq and is a predicted model, not a curated record. Gene Ontology annotation, molecular function: DNA binding; DNA polymerase binding.
UGACUUUAGGCGCGGAAAAAGUGUCAACAAUAAAUUCAACAAUGGCACAGGGAAAAGUGACAGAUUUUUUUUCUACGAGAAAAAGAAACCCAGGGCUUCAACCAUCAAAAAGAAGAAAGGUUGAAAUAUCUAGCACAGAGGUAGAUAUUUCGUCUUUGGAUAGAACAAAUGUAAACCCGUACAGAAAUCUUGCACAAGGUAAGGAAGUGGAAACGGAGGAUGCGAGGAAAGAGAAUACAGUUUUCUCCCCAUUACAAACGCGAGCAUCGAGGAAAGCAAAAACUGUGCAGGUAUCGACCACGAUUACGAAGAAGACAACUAGGACACGGAAGGCCAAGGUAGAUCCUAAACAGAAGUUGAUACCCCAAUCAUUUGUAGACCCGUUGACGUCUGAAAGUAAAGGGGAAAUAACUCUAGCAGAAGCUGUCACCUCGUCAUGGGACGAUCAUGAUGGACCCAUUACUACACCAGUCAAAGAUAUUGCAGAACCAGUGUCAAAUGCUCGUAAAAGGACAAGAAAUGGAAAGACAGGACAGAAGGAAUUGCAGAAAAGUGAUGAGGCUACACCAGAAAAAAGACAGCCUUGCAUGGAGCCCCAAAAGGUGGAAACUAAAGCUCGCAAAAAAUUGCAGCUUAAACAUGCACAGGAAAAGAAAGAAAAUGACUCAGAAUCAAAGGGUGAAACAGAGUCUGCAGAUCCAGAGAAGGAAAUUGCAGAACCCUCAGCACCAGACAGCACUGUUCCUUUACCUGAGGUGAAUAAGAGCAGUGUCAAAAUGUCUGCAAAUGUUGCUGCUGCUUUGGAAAAGUGUAAAAAUAUGAAAGCCAAAAAACCAGAGGUGAAAACAGCUUCAUUUCAUGACAUGAAAACAAAUCUUGCAAAAGUAGGUAACCUUGACGACCUGAAAGCUCGUCUUGCCCAGAUGAAAGAAACAAGACAGAAAAUACAGGGACCGAAACUGAAGAAAUUUGAUAAGAUUGAAAUUGAAGUAAAGAGUGAAAGUGAGACAAAACCAAAAGUACCUGCAUAUGAGAGAUUUCACCAUCUGGCUACCCCAGCAGCCCCAACACUCAGCUUGCCAUACAAAUAUCGACUGCUAGCAGAACAGUUCCGUGGGAUGGACCAGGUAGUCAGUAUGUUACACAACAGGAAUGAAAACUGCACUUUCUCCAAACUCAAAGUUGCUGUUCAGGAACUAACGAAGAGGAAUUUUGAGAAACAGCAUAUCAGUAAGAUUAAGACGGUAUACCCAGAUGCAUAUGACUUGCGACAAGAAAAGGGCUUACAGAACUUGCAGGGUUUCAAACAGUCAGGGUACCAGCUGACAGUAGCAGCAAGGCUCGAUGAUGCAGAUUCAAAGAAUUCUCGCCAAACCUUUAAGGCUUCUCAUCUUCUGGCAAGGAGAAAUGUUUUCCACAACAGUUUAGUUCAGAUUGUAAAACAACAUCAUAAGGAAUUUUUAUCAAAGCUGAGUCGACCUUUAUCUAUACCUGAUGACAAAAUAACAAGAUGGCAUCCAAAGUUCCCACUUGACGAGGUGCCAGAUAUUUUAGAGAGUCCACUUCCCCAGCCGCCAGAUGUACAGACAUAUCAGACUGCGAAAGAUGUCCUAGAAAGUACACGAGGAAAUCUCUCGCCAAAGGUUGAAGCAGCACUUAGAUCUACAGUACUUGAAACCGAAAAGUCCUCCACUGCUGUUCCUGUCUCUACUCCUAAAUCAGCUCCAACUCCGAAACCUACAGCCAGUAUGAAAGGUGUUCCUCUAUCCUUGCUGGAAAAGAUUCGAGCAAAAGAGGCAGCAAAUACUGCUGCUGCGCUCUGCAGGGAUCCAAAAGAAGAGAAGCGUUUGGUAAUGUUAAAACGCUUGCCAGAUGUGAUGAGGAUUAUACGAUCUCACUUUGUUACGGAAAAGAAGCCUGCUCUACCUUUAGAUUCAGUCAUACAGAGAGUGUUUGACAGCUACAAGACAAGCAUUGCUCAAGGUGAUGUAGAGCCUCAUAUCAACCUUUGUAUGGAGAUUGUCCCUGAAUGGAUUUCUAGCAUACAGAUCAAAAAAGGAAAAUACCUGAAAAUAGACAGAAAUAUUGACCUUCAACAACUCGCAGAUAAAGUGAACAAUAUCGUAAAAGGCAAAAAAUGAGGAACAAACUUUUAAGUGAUUUUCAAAUUGUGUUCAGUCAAAGACUAUUGGUGUUGAUGCCAAUAAAAAGAAAAACCAAGAAGAUUUUGAUGGAUUGACAGGGAAGUAGAAAGUUUCAGUGACAGAUUAUAGAAUUCUUUGAAAAAGAAGGAACUACUUUUUUUCUGCAAGAAUAUUGGACACUUGCCCAGAUUGGAGUUUGUUUGAGAAACAUCCUCUUGUCAGGAAAAGGACAGUUUACCAUGUUUUAGUAUAGCAAGAUUUGUUCUUAAAUUUUUAACUCAUAUUUAUUGUUACAAGCACACACAUGUUUUUAAUACACAAUAAAUUUUAGGUGUUUAUGAUAGGUGGGUAAGUAUGUAUCUUGCACACCAUGUGCUCUAGUUUACAUAGUGUUAGAAGGUAAACCAUAGCUUGAGUUAAAUUAUUAAAAUCUGUAAUGUGAACAUUUUAAGGUCAUAGCAAGCCAGGUGUAUGACUCCUGUUAAUAUCUUUCCAAAAAUGUUUCAUUCAACUAUUUACUGUCCCAAGAGGUAAUUCUCAAAAACUGUGUAUAAAGACCUUGAAAAAGGAAGACUGGUGUUUAAAAUUGUUCUGUUGAUAAUGCAUAUAAUAUUCAUGAUAUUUUCUUUUUUGUACCAAACUUCUAGUUUACAUGAUUUAUCUUGAAGGCUAUAUUUACCAUGUAGGCCAUGUCCAACUUUUGUGAUUGUUGGAUGUCUGUCCAUCCACAUCUGGUACAAUGUUUUUUUAUGCAACAUUCACUUUUUCGCAGAAAUUUUAAAAUUUACACAAUAGUGUAUAAUGACAAGAGUUUUAUAAAGUUUGAAUUAUGGCCGAAUGUUUACACUCUAGCGCCUAAGUUUCUUCUCCAGUGGACUCUGGCCGAGUGGUUAAGGUCCCUGACUUGGAAUUACUUGCCUCGCACCACUGCAGGUUCCAAAUUUUACUUUGGUUGAACAAUUCUUUCAGGUGGGGAAGCAAUCCAUCUGACUUGCAGAAGAUUUCUUGCUAGGCAGUUCUGUACUUUACAUAUUGUGAUCAGGCAAAUUUGAAAUGGUAUUUAAUUGAUGUUUAGGUGGCCUCGAGAGAUAUAGGGCAAUCACGAUCUACUUUUGUAUGCAUUAAAUUUGUCUUUUCAGCUAAAAUGUUUGUAUUUGGGGGACAUAGAUGGAUGAUUAUAUGAGCCGCGCCAUGAGAAAACCAACAUAGUGGGUUUGCGACCAGCAUGGAUCCAGACCAGCCUGCGCAUCCGCGCAGUCUGGUCAGGCUCCAUGCUGUUCGCUUUUAAAGCCUAUUGGAAUUGGAGAAACUGUUAGCGAACAGCAUGGAUCCUGACCAGACUGCGCGGAUGCGCAGGCUGGUCUGGAUCCUUGCUGGUCGCAUACCCACUAUGUUGGUUUUCUCAUGGCGCGGCUCAUAUACUAAUGAUUUGGCAGUAGACUUUUUGUCCAAAUGCCUUGCUCACAUUUGUGUCAAAUGAUCACCUCAUCAAUGCUAAAUCGAGACCUAAGGUUUAAGCUCUGUAUCUCCUAAACCCCAUGAAGGAUUUUUUAUGAAACUUUGGUCAAAUGAUCACCUCGUCAAGACGAUGUGCAGAACUUACGAGUCUGCCAUGUUGGCUCAAGGUCAAGGUCACAACUUGAGGUCAAAAUUUUGAGCCUUACAUUUUGUGUCCACUCUGCAUCUCCUAAACCCAUUGAAGAAUUUUCAAAUUCAUUGAUGUCGUCAUAUAUAGACUAUAAAAUAUACUUGACAAAGUCGAUGCUUCCACCCAAUACCAUCAAACAUUUCACUAUCCAUAACAGCGGCGGGGGAUAUAGCAGUUUUUCAGACUGCCUUGUUACAUAAGUUUAAAGACAUGCUGCUGAUACUGUGGUUCAACUAUGACUUAUACUGUUUUGUCGCCAUUAUAUCGAAGCAAAUAAAUAAAAUGGUUGUGAUUAGGUUGUGGUCGGUCAUGUUGAAGUGUAUGUUAACAUUUUUAGAAAUAAUUAUUUUAAUUAUGUAUGCUGUAGUUAUAAUAUCUGUACUUGGAUGUUGUACACACAUAUUUCUUCCAUUUAGUUAUGGAAAUAAAGGAAAGGCAAACAAG